AUGGGUCUGUAUGAGUACAACCGUCUUCCGCAGGGCCUCUGCAACAGUCCCGGGUGCUUUAUGCGCAUGAUGACGAGCAUUUUCAGUGACCAAAACUAUUUGGAUGACUUGCUAGUGUUUGCACCUGAUGAGGAGACUGCCUUGCUGUGCCUGGAGAUGGUGUUUAAGAGGCUGCGUAGACACAACUUGAAGUUAUCCCCUAAAAAGUGCUUCUUCCUCAGGAGGUCUGUAAGGUUUCUUGGCCACAUUGUUGAUGCGAAUGGUGUUUCAACAGACCUCAGCAAGGUUGAGAGCAUCACAAACAUGGUGAGCACUGACCUUAUGGAGUCUGAUGCAUCAACACGAUUUGUUAAAUGUGAGAAAUGUCAUCACUUUUUUGUGGUUCUGUCUGAGACGGACUCUAAAAAGGGACUAAACAAAGAGCCAGAAUCUGCUGCGGAGGCAGUGAAACUGGCAUUUGCACAGAAACCUCCCCCUCCUCCUAAGAAGAUAUAUGCUUACCUUGACAAGUACGUUGUUGGCCAGUCCUAUGCAAAGAAAGUGUUGGCAGUUGCAGUGUACAAUCACUACAAACGCAUCUACAACAACAUUCCUGCUGGGAGUCGACAGCAGGUAGAGGUGGAACAACAGCCUUCUCUAACACCUCGUGAACUAGAGAUGAGAAGACGAGAGGAUGAGUACAGGUUCACAAAGCUGCUGAAGAUUGCGGGGAUCAGUCCUCAUGGAAAUGCUCUGGGAGCGUCCAUGCAGCAGCAGGCAGGCCAGCAGGCGCCGCAGGAGAAGAGGGGCGGGGAGGUCCUGGACUCCACACACACCGACAUUAAACUGGAGAAGAGCAACAUUAUACUUCUUGGUCCCACUGGCUCUGGAAAGACGUUGUUGGCGCAGACACUGGCCCGUUGUCUGGAUGUUCCCUUUGCAAUAUGCGAUUGCACCACACUAACUCAAGCUGGAUACGUGGGGGAAGACAUUGAAUCUGUUAUUGCCAAACUGCUGCAAGAUGCUAACUACUCAGUGGAAAAAGCACAACAAGGAAUUGUGUUUCUGGAUGAGGUUGAUAAGAUUGGCAGUGUGCCUGGAAUCCAUCAGCUGAGAGACGUAGGAGGAGAGGGAGUCCAGCAGGGGUUGCUUAAACUCUUGGAGGGCACAAUAGUCAAUGUUCCUGAGAAAAACUCCAGGAAGCUAAGAGGCGAGACGGUGCAGGUGGACACAACAAAUAUUUUGUUUGUUGCUUCCGGUGCUUUCAACGGCCUCGACAGAAUCAUCAGCAGAAGAAAGAAUGAAAAGUAUUUGGGUUUUGGAACUCCCUCCAACAUGGGGACGGGGCGGCGCGCGGCGGCGGCCGCCGACUUGGCCAACAGCAGCGGCGAGACGGACACGGUGGCUGAGAUCGAGGAGAAGGACCAUCUGCUGAAGAUCGUCGAGGCCAGGGACCUGAUCGAGUUCGGAAUGAUCCCAGAGUUCGUGGGCCGCCUUCCUGUGGUCGUGCCUCUGCACAGCCUGGACGAAGAGACUCUUGUCAGAAUUCUGACCGAGCCACGCAACGCCGUGGUGCCCCAGUACCAGGCUCUGUUCAGCAUGGACAAAUGUGAACUCAACGUGACUCCAGAUGCCCUGAGGGCCAUAGCCAGGAUGGCUCUGGAGAGAAAAACCGGCGCUCGUGGGCUCAGAUCCAUCUUGGAAAAGCUGCUUCUUGAGCCCAUGUUUGAGGUGCCACACUCUGACAUCAUGGCUGUUGAGCUGAACAAAGAAAUUGUCCUAGGAAAAUCCCAACCAACCUACGUCAGAGCGCCAGCCAAGGAGCCCGCAGAGGAGGAGUAUGACUCAGGCAUUGAGGAGGAGAACUGGCCCCGGCAGGCGGACGCAGCCAACAACUGA
Gasterosteus aculeatus aculeatus (three-spined stickleback) is the source of this 1878-nucleotide messenger RNA. The record is from RefSeq and is a predicted model, not a curated record. Lineage: Eukaryota; Metazoa; Chordata; Actinopteri; Perciformes; Gasterosteidae.